ACAUGCUUUGAAAACCGUUUAUCAGUUAAACCGGAGUAAAUGGAUAGAUCGGGUUUAACCUGUCAGUCGGAUGACCCGCUGAAGUAGUACCAGACCUCCACUUCCCGUCACGCGCGUGCCCUUUCUCUGUUUCUCAAUCGCUUUCGUUUCUGCUUCGCCAAUCCGGUAACGCACGCCGGCACGCCGCCGCAACCAAUCCUUCUUCCUACUGAAGCUAUUGCUAGGUUCUCCGUCCGGUCUUCACUGGGAAACUGGAAGUAUGCAUAAGCAUGGACUCAGAGCAAGUCUUGCUCUGCGUUCAAUCUCCACUUGUAAAUCAAAGUGGCAUCAUUACCAAUAUAAACCUCAAAUCAAGUUUUAUAGAAACCACACCACCUCAACCACAGGUCCUGGAUUUAUGGAACCUGUGGCAGGAUCGUCUAUGCAACUGCAAAUUGUCAAGGCACUCCGCUCCGGUGAUAGAAAAAAGGCUUCCCACUUACUUCGAGAUUUUGGUCGCAGAAGCCACUCAUUAUCCGUCAAUGAUUUUGUUGAUAUUUUUAAGUACUGUGCACAAUCUCCUGAUCCAAUGUUUGUUAUGGAGAUCUGGAGAUUAAUGGAGUUAAAGGACAUUAACAUUAAUAACACAAGCUCGUCUCUUAUGACACGGGCCCUUUGUAAAGGGGCUUACAUGGGAGAGGCCUUUAGUAUCAUGGAUUUUCUUGGAGAAAAUCGGCGUUUCUAUCCAGGUCUUCCACUGUACAAUAGUAUUUUAAGCUCCUGCACAAAAAUCCAGAAUUUAAUUCAAGCAAGAAAAUGUUUGGACUUGAUGGAAAAGCAAAUGAUAGGAAAGAGUGAAGUUACGUAUACCGCACUUCUGAAGCUUGCAGUUUUACAGAAAAACUUGCCUGCGGUCCAUAUAAUUUGGCGGGAGUAUAUUAAGCUUUAUAGUAUGAGUAUCAUUGCUCUGCGUAAAUUCAUCUGGUCAUUUACAAGGUUGGGAGAUCUAAAAUCUGCCAAUAGAAGACUACAACAGUUGGUGGCAUUAGCCAUGAAGGGAAACAUUUCUAUUGGUAGAACAGUUUAUGGGAAGUUGUAUUCUACUAGAUUGGACAUCCCUGUUCCUGCAAAUGACGGGCUAGGCUCAACCAUAUUGGACCUGAGGAAGAGCAAACAACAUGACUCUUGCAUACUCUCUCCUAGUUUGUUUUCACCAGACACUAUUUCUGCAAGUAAGGAGCAGAAAUUUAUUUGUAUGGAUGAUGAAAAAGCUAAGAAUACUGAAAUAAAUGGUCUGAAUGGACAAAAUCACUCACUGCUUAUGAAGGUUCUUAGGUGGUCUUUUAAUGAUAUAAUACAUGGGUGUGCAAAAGAAAAAAACUAUAUGCUUGCUUGGAAGCUUAUAUUACAGAUGCAAAAUCUUGGUUUGCAGCCAUCCAGCCAUACAUAUGACGGCAUUAUUAGAGCAGUUGUUUCUCAAAGAAGUUUUGGGGAUGCCAUGAGAAUGUUUAAAAAAAUGCAGCAGGAGAAUUUGAAGCUAUACGAUUCAACUCUAGCUACACUUUCAGUUUCUUUCAGCAGAGAACUACAGUUAGACUUAGCCGAGUCUUUGCUGAAUCAGAUUUCUGAUUGCUUGUAUCCACAUCCUUAUAAUGCUUUGCUGGCAUCAUGUGAUGCACUGAAUCAACCUGAGCGGGCUGUGCGUGUGUUUGCAAAGAUGAGGAAAAUAAAACUUUUACCUGAUAUGAGAACAUAUGAGCUUCUGUUUUCAUUAUUUGGUAUUGUUAAUGCCCCAUACGAAGACAGUAAUAUGUCGUCACAGGUGGAUGCUGCCAAAAGAAUAAAUGCUAUAGAAAGGGAUAUGGCAAAUAACGGUUUUCUGCAUAGUCAUCGUUCAUUGAAAGUUUUAUUGAAAUCCCUUGGAGAAGAGGGGAUGAUAAGAAAGCUGAUCCAAUAUUUGCAUGUGGCAGAGAAUCUUUUCAUAUAUAGUAAUCCUUCAUUGGGAACAGAUAUGUACAACAUAGUGUUGCAUUAUCUUGUUGAAGCCCAAGAAAGCCACAUGGCAAUUCAAAUUUUCAAGAAGAUGAAGUUGUGUGGCUGCCACCCUGAUUCCACUACAUACAAUAUAAUGAUUGACUGUUGUAGCGUCAUAAGAAGUUAUAGAUCUGCUUCUUUGUUGAUUUCAGCGAUGAUACGGGAAGGGUUUUGUCCAGUGGCUUGUACAUAUACUGCUCUCAUUAAGAUUUUGUUGGAAGAUGAGAAUUUUAAUGAAGCCCUGAAUGUUCUGGAAAGAAUCAAAUUGGAUGGCAUCCAAUUUGAUGUACUGCUGUUUAACACGUUUCUCCGCCAAGCAUGUUACAAGGGAAGGAUCGAUGUAAUUGAGUUUAUUGUGGAGUUUAUGCACCAAGAAAAAGUUCAGCCUGAUCCAACAACAUGUGACUAUGUCUUCUCUGCAUAUGUAAACUCAAGUUUUCACAAUACAGCAAUAGAAGCAUUGCAGGUUUUAAGUUUGCGUAUGAUGUCUGAAGAUGGCAACAUACUCAAAGAGAGGAGAAGUUUUGUGGACGAAUUCAUUCUUGAUGAGGAUUUGGCUUCUGAGUCACACAUAUUUAAAUUAUUUGACGAUUCUGAAGAUGAAGUUGCAAUAGGGUUGUUGAAUUUAAGAUGGUGUGCCAUAAUUGGGUUUCCAAUAUGCGAGUCAGCUGACCAGAGUCUAUGGGCUAAAAGACUUGAGUCGCGAUUCCUAAAGAGGCUAGCGUCUGGUUCCAGAAGAGGAGAGCAAUUGUGACUUGUGAGCCUCCGAGUCUUAUGGAGAUGCGCAGAUAAAUUGCUUGAUGGUUUUAAUGAUAACUUCUUUCUCGGGGAUUGAGCUUUUUAUAAUGUUCAAUAAGCUGGUUAUGUCAUCAAGGGUUAGGUUCCCUGAAAUGGUUGGGGGGUUUUUCACUAUAGGGAAAACCCAUUAUGCAGACAAUAUCACAGUUCUUCAUUUCUCCAGCUCUGCUCAAGAGUUAAGCAUUUACAAAAAGGAAAAUGCAUAUGGUUAAGCUACAAGUUUAACAGAAAAUGCAAUAAUCUUAUGUGUCAUGUAACACUUACAAAUAAUAACCACUAAUUAUCCCUUGUAUGGUGGUUAGAACCAGGUUGGUCAAAUGUCCUAUUUUUGUAACAACUAUAUACCUGGGACAAGUUUUGAUAAUCAUGUAAGUUAUAUUCAAGCCAUUUGCGAGUGACCAACUAGAACUAAUUCAUUGUAAAAUAAAAAUCAGAUUGAUACUGAUUAAUUCGUUAUGUGUGUUCCAAUUAAUAUAUAUUUUUUUAGUUUCA
Messenger RNA from Lathyrus oleraceus (garden pea), 3303 nucleotides. RefSeq names its product pentatricopeptide repeat-containing protein At1g76280. Lineage: Eukaryota; Viridiplantae; Streptophyta; Magnoliopsida; Fabales; Fabaceae. Bases 260 to 2767 code for a protein of 835 amino acids. Gene Ontology annotation, molecular function: protein binding. The record is from RefSeq and is a predicted model, not a curated record. The transcript is spliced from 14 exons.